CUGACCAGUUUGUGCAUGAGGAGGCAAGUUUAAACUUGUUAUCAAAUCUUGCCAACUUGAUAUAAUAUUUAUUUUGUACUGUUAUUAAAUACAUAUGUUUUGUAUCAUCAAUAUAUACUUUAUAGUAUAUAGUCAUAUUUUUAUUGUAUUAGUACUGUCAUUACAUCUUACUUCCCAUCUUUGUUAUACCUGUUGUGUUAUUCAGCAAAAUAAUACCCACGUCAUAGCAUGUCCAUACCCGGUUAGAUAAUGUUGUAGCCAAAUAUCUGAGAUACUCCUUACAGAACUUGAUUUAAAUCACUUGAACUCUUUACCUUAUGCCCAAGAAAAAGGGAAAAAUCAUUACACAUUUACUCAGAGACAAAAUCUCAUCUUGCAGACCUCCUAGGUGAUUUCCUUUCUGCCUCUUCACUCCAUCUUUAUGCAAAAUCAGAAGCAUUAACUGCUCUUGUUGUUGAUGAUUAUUUUUUGAUUUUGAGUUAGUAAUGAAGUUGCUUUAUUAAGCUGCACUACACAUUCUUUUCUUUCAAAUUAAAUAAUAUUUACUGCUACUAAGGGCUCAAGUCCCAAAUCUAUGCUACCUGAUGUUUUGUGGUUUCAGCUUUCUCAUGGGCCUGAUAGAUGGGUGAAUGACUUCACUGCGGAACGUGAGCAACAUGGAUCAGCUGACGACCAGUGGGUCAGUGAAUUUUCCAAGUUGCAUGUUCAUGACUGGGUGGAUGAAUUUGGCCGCCAAGUUGGUGAGGGGGCACUUGGGGAGGAUUCUGUUGAUAAUUGGGCAAGCGCGUAUGACGAAUACUUAAAUGAGCAAGCAGUUGUUAGGCAGCAGUCAGAAACUUCAAGGGGGGAGUAUGUAUUUUCUGAUCUAAAUCCUUAUGUUGGUCACCCCAAUCCUUUAAGAGAAGGCCAGGAAUUAUUCCGCAAAGGGCUUUUAAGUGAAGCAGCGCUUGCUUUAGAGGCUGAAGUUUUGAAAAACCCUGACAAUGCUGAAGGUUGGAGGUUGCUUGGCAUAGCCCAUGCUGAGAAUGAUGAUGAUCAACAGGCUAUUGCGGCCAUGAUGCGGGCCCACAAAGUUGAUUCGACAAAUCUGGAAGUGCUUCUUGCUCUUGGAGUGAGUCAUACAAAUGAAUUGGAACAAGCUGCUGCAUUGAAGUAUCUAUAUGGUUGGCUACACCAUCAUCCAAAGUAUGGGGCAAUUACCCCUUCUGCAGUGUCCGAUUCUCUGUAUUACGCUGAUGUUGCCAGAUCAUUCAACGAUGCUGCUAAAAUGUCACCUGAGGAUGCUGAUGUACACAUAGUACUUGGCGUCUUGUGCAACUUAUCCAGGGAAUAUGACAAGGCCAUUGAAUCCUUUAAGACAGCUUUGAAGCUCAAGCCACGAGAUUACUCUCUCUGGAACAAGCUUGGUGCAACACAAGCAAAUAGUGUUCAGAGUGCUGAUGCCAUUUUGGCCUAUCAACAGGCUCUAGAUUUGAAGCCUAAUUACGUUCGUGCAUGGGCAAACAUGGGAAUCAGUUAUGCAAACCAGGGUCUAUAUGAGGAGUCCAUUCGUUACUAUGUCCGGGCACUCGCGAUGAAUCCCAAGGCAGAUAAUGCUUGGCAAUAUUUGAGAAUUUCUUUAAGCUGUGCUAAUCGAAAUGACAUGCUGGAAGCUUGUGACUCCCGGAAUCUUGAUGUUCUCCAGAAAGAGUUCCCACUGUAAUAUUCUGUGUCAGAACCUUAUGAAUGUCGAUUCGGCUGCUGGAAUGAAGUCUGAAUUGGGGAAAUUCCUCAUCCUCUAUGGGCUUAAUAAGGGAGAUGCACUGAAGUUUUGGUCUUGAGCCGGAUUAUGGCAUUCGGGUUCUAUUUUUUGUUGCAUGUGGAUUCUUCAAUGCUGAGCAUCCUGAUCCCUUCCAGCAUCUGCUGGAGGGCUGGAAAAUCUGAGGCUAAUGUUAUUCUCUAAUAUUUGAUUAAAUGUAUCAGUGAGCUUGAUUGCAUUGUCACAAAAAUGGUGUAGUUUUCUGAAUCGUACAUUUGAAGGAAUAAAAAUGGGAAGAGCAAAAGGUAAUAAAUAAAGAAUAGAACAUUCUUCUUUUGUUUUAGUUUAAGUCAUCCGGAUGGAGAGAGAUUUUCAUACCUUUAUAUAGCUGUUGGUUUCUGGUAGCAGGAUAUAUGAAAU
Ilex paraguariensis (yerba mate) is the source of this 2158-nucleotide messenger RNA. Lineage: Eukaryota; Viridiplantae; Streptophyta; Magnoliopsida; Aquifoliales; Aquifoliaceae. The record is from the annotation of a GenBank genome assembly.